Messenger RNA from Trypanosoma rangeli, 651 nucleotides. Its product is annotated as putative glutamate dehydrogenase. Gene Ontology annotation, molecular function: L-glutamate dehydrogenase (NADP+) activity. The record is from RefSeq and is a predicted model, not a curated record. The coding region runs from base 1 to 651 and encodes 216 amino acids. Lineage: Eukaryota; Euglenozoa; Kinetoplastea; Trypanosomatida; Trypanosomatidae. Gene Ontology annotation, cellular component: cytosol. The transcript has a single exon.
AUGGCCUCACUCUGGCCCUUCCUGGAGGGGCACCCAGAGUACUGCGCGGACUCGCUCCUGGAGCGCCUGGUGGAGCCGGAGCGCGUCAUCCAGUUCCGAGUGUCGUGGGUGGAUGACAAGGAGGAGGUGCAGGUGAACCGGGCGUGGCGUAUGCAGUUCAACUCCUGCAUCGGCCCGUACAAGGGCGGCAUGCGGUUCCACCCCUCCGUGAACCUGUCGAUUCUCAAGUUUCUUGGAUUUGAGCAGACCUUCAAAAACGCUCUGACGACGCUCCCCAUGGGCGGCGGCAAAGGUGGUUCGGACUUUGACCCCAAUGGGAAGAGCGACCGUGAGGUGAUUCGGUUUUGCCAGGCCCUGGUGACGGAGCUGCACCACCACAUCGGCGUCGGUGGUCGCGAGGUUGGCUACAUGACAGACAUGACACGGAAGUUGACGAACUGCAGGGCCUGCACAUUUACAGGUAAAGGCGUUGCGUUCCAAGGAAGCCUGAUGCGCCCCGAGGCCACGGGCUACGGCGUUGUCUACUUCCUGGAGGCCAUGCUGAAGAGGCACCAGCAGGAACUGAAGGGGAAGACGGUGCUUGUGUCUGGGGCUGGCAACGUGGUGUGCUGCGCGCCGUGGAGAAGUGCCUCCAGCUGGGGGCGAAGGUGA